Molecule: messenger RNA, 360 nt
Organism: Osmia bicornis bicornis
Lineage: Eukaryota; Metazoa; Arthropoda; Insecta; Hymenoptera; Megachilidae
Product: protein NCBP2AS2 homolog
Exons: 1
Coding region: 1-246 (81 amino acids)
Source: RefSeq, a predicted model, not a curated record
AUGGGUCUUUUUCGUAUAUUGUUUACAUAUUUAAUGCGUAACGAGCAACUGAUCAACAAAUUAGCAGACUCUAAACCUAUUAGAAGAUCUGCAAAAUUUAUAGCAUAUUUAUUACUUAGAGGUAGGGCACAUGGUUUACCUUUUAAACGUGAUGAUUAUAUUAAACAUUUAGAAAACGCUAAAUAUACGUUCAAAGAGAAAUUACAACAAGCAAAAGAUGAAAUUAAAAAGAAUGCAUCAAAAUGACUUGAGAAAUGUAUUAUAGUUAUGCAUUAUCGUAAUUUCAAUUUAGUUACAGAAAAUCAUAUUGUAAUGAUCAGAUUAAAACUAAUAAAUAAUAUGAUCAAUCAGUUGAUUUAA